Molecule: messenger RNA, 2234 nt
Organism: Drosophila virilis
Lineage: Eukaryota; Metazoa; Arthropoda; Insecta; Diptera; Drosophilidae
Gene: Ir76a
Product: Ionotropic receptor 76a
Source: RefSeq, a predicted model, not a curated record
CAUAGUUGGAUAGGUUUCAGUUUAUAAAUGGAUGCUAAAUAUUUGAUAAGCAACUAUUUAACAAUCCGAGUGAUUGCAAGUUGAACAGACAAUAACAUUAUUGAUAUGCAAUUAAGAAAGGUCCUUCCUGCAUAUAUAAAACUAGUUUUAGGGAUCAGACAACACAGAACUAGACGACAUGUCAGGCAUAUUGGUGGAUGCCAAUUAUUGGUCCAAAGUUUUAAGUUUUCUCGCACAGCAAUAUUUUAUGGACUCGCAUGCCACGUGCAUAUUAUGGCACGCCUCAUUUGAUGUACAACUGGAAACAAGCGAACCGCUUGCGGUGCUGAGUCUGGAGCCACAGAAAUGGUUUAGCUUGGAGCAGGACAGCGACUUCUAUGAUUAUGAUCGGAAACGUGCCGAAUUCGAGGAGAACAGCCUGGCGUACAACGAUUGGAUCUUGAGACUUGCCGUUGCCAUCGAACAGACCAAUUGCGAGAGUUUCAUAGCAUUUCAGGAGGAAAUACCAAAGUUUGCUCGUUAUUUCUAUAAUGCCAGCACUUAUUCAAUUUGGCGUUCAAUCAAAAAUCGUUUUAUUUUUGCGUACACCGAAGAACUCCUGGAGGAAUCCACUGAAUCUGAUAGUUAUAUUGAUGGCUAUCUAUUUCACGAUCAACCCAACGUUCUUUUGGUCAGCGCACAAUUCCUGAAUGCAAGCGUCUUUGAGAUUAAAACGAAUCGUUUUGUUGGUCCCCGACAUUUUGGGGCUAAGCCCGUGCCAGCCGAUUUUUAUACCAUGCAGAUUUACGAUGCCAAACUUGGGAAAGUAACAUGGGAUAGCGGGACAGGCAUUUCGGACAAAAUGCGAAAUUUACAAGGCCGAGAAAUCGUUUUGGGAGUAUUCAAUUACGAACCAUUCAUGCUGCUCGACUAUACUAAGGAACCAGCGCUUUACGAUCGUGCCUUAAAUAGAGCAGAGGCUUUUGCGGAUGGCACCGAAGUUCGAGUUGUGCGAACCUUUUGCGAGCUCUACAAUUGCACGGUCCAAUUGGAUACAACUGAAAAGUCGGAUUGGGGCGAUAUCUAUGCAAAUGCCACAGGUUUUGGAUUAAUGGGAAUGGUGUUGGAGAGAACCAUUGAUUAUGGCAUUGGCGGCAUGUAUAUCUGGUAUGAUGCCUAUCAGCAAAUGGAUAUGACACAUUUUUUGGGACGUUCCGGUGUCACUUGUCUGGUGCCUGCUCCGCAUCGUAUGAUUAACUGGGCCCUACCACUGCGCCCAUUCCAAGGCACUUUGUGGCUAUGCGUACUAUUUUGCCUCAUCCUGGAGUGCUUAGCUCUGGCCGGCACGCGUCAAUGUGAGCGCCCACCAGCAACAAAUGCCCACCAAUCGCGCUGGCGGCAGAGUCUGCGCUUCGGUUGUGUCAGCACGCUGAAGCUAUUUGUGAAUCAGAGCACCAAUUAUGUGGCGACAUCGUAUUCCCUGCGCACCGUCUUGCUGGCGAGCUACAUGAUCGACAUAAUCCUGACCACCGUUUAUGGAGGCGGACUUGCUGCUAUACUGACUCUGCCGAAGCUGGAGGAAGCCGCCGAUUCGCGUCAACGUCUCUAUGAGCACAAGCUGAUCUGGACGGCAACAUCUCACGCCUGGAUUGCCACCAUUGAUGCCGAGAAUGUUGAUCACGUUUUACUGGGAUUAAUGAAGAACUAUCGUGUAAAUGAUGCGGCUACCAUGGCCGCCAAAUCGCGUACCGAACAGAUGGGCUUUGUGGUUGAGAGAAUGCAGUUUGGCCAGGUGGCCAACGCUGAGAUGAUUCCCGACGAUGCUCUACCUCGUCUGAAGCUCAUGGUAGAUGAUAUAUACUUCGCCUACACGGCUGCCUAUGUGCCGCGUUUGUGGCCAUUUUCUAGCAUCCACAAUGAUUUCAUACUCGCCUGGCAUUCGUCGGGCUUUGACAAGUACUGGGAAUGGCGGAUCGCGGCCGAAUAUAUGAAUUCGCAUAGACAGAAUCGCAUUGUGGCCUCGCAAAGACCUAAUCUUGACAUCGGACCCGUUGAACUUGGCAUUGAUAAUUUUAUUGGGCUAGUCCUGUUGUGGUGCUUCGGCAUGACCUGCAGCCUGCUGGCAUUUGUGGGCGAAUUGUGGUGCAUGCAGGUGGAAAAAUUGUAAAAACUAGUAAAUUAUAGACAAUUGUUUUUCAAAUAAAUCUGUGCAAAAAUAUAUAUAUAUAUUCCUAAGCUUAGCUUUGUAACAGCAA